AUGAGUUGAAUUCGACGCUACAAAUUUCCCUAAUAUAGAAGCUCAAUUGUAACAUUUGAAGUAAUUGGAAAAAGUCCAACGAUUGUUUUAAAAUUGUUGUGUGCCAAAAAAAUAGAGCUGUCGUUGAAGCAAGAGCGUUACAAUUGCUCCGAGUGUGUUAAAUGUAUCGAAACCUAAAAGUCUUUGAACUUUCAAGUCAGAAAUAUUUACUUGCGUAAAAGUGCAUCAUCCACGUUUUUUACAACUAACUGCAUGGCGUUGUGAGAGGUGUGCAGUGCAGAGGAAAUUUUAGUUGAGCAUCCCAUACUGCAUAUUUCUUAAGCGAGUGCGAGCGUAAAUUUUACAGUUCUCAAGUUCAACGUGUGGAAUGAAUGACUUUAUCUUCAGAAGUGCAUAAGUAGAUGAAUCAACCUCAUUUAUGACUGUAUAAAUGCUUGAUUAUAAACAGUCUCAGUUUAUUUAGUUGCAUUUGAAAUGCCAUUCGCAAACAACAAGCAUGAUUUUAUUGAAUUUGCAAAAUAAUUGAAGUAAGGUAAAGUAGAUAUUUAGUUAAGUCAACAUGCAGAAGCUGCCCACAGUAUUUGUGUGGGGAGGGGUCUUGUUCUUAAUUGUGUCUGUGAUAUGUGGAUGGAUUCUGGGUCCUUUUGUGAUACGAGAUCAAAUUGUCAGGAUGGCUCAAUUACGAAAUAACACAUUUAUCUGGGACAAAUGGACAAACCCCACGAAUGAGAUGUUCCUUCGCGUCUACUUCUUCAAUGUGACCAACCCCUCGGACGUCGAAGCAGGGGGAAUUCCUAUCUUCCGACAAGCCGGACCAUUCACCUAUGAGGAAACGCGAUUCAAGGAAAAUCUUGCCUACCACGAGCAAAAUGACACCAUUAGCUACACGCAACCAGUGACGUAUCACUUUCGCCUGGAUUUAUCUUCCGGAUCUGACAAAGAUUUGCUAACCGUUCUCAAUAUUCCAUUGGUGGGAAUUUCUGCCCGUCUUCAUACCUACUCAUCUUUUAUUCGCUACAUGGUUGGAACGUUCCUGACUCAAUAUGAGGAACCCCUUUUUGUUUCCAAAACCGUAAAGGAGAUGCUCUUUGAUGGGUAUUAUAACGAAAUGGUGGACGAAUUGCAACAUUUGACUGGGGAAAACUUUUUUCCCGAUGCAUUGGUCGGUGUUUUAGUAGGAAGAAACAAUUCUCACGAAGGUUUGUACGAGGUUUACUCUGGAAUAAAGGACUCCACUCGGCUGGGCGAGAUUGCCUCGUUCAAUGGUCACCGUCACCUCUCCGCCUGGCCCAGGGAGCCUUGCAACAUGAUCAACGGAAGCGAUGGGUCCGUUCUCCCCCCGCUCUUGACCAAAGACUCCGUCCUCCGAGGAUUCCAUCACGAUGUUUGUCGCUCAUUUUACAUCACAUUUACGGGGGAGGUGGAGUACGAGGGUGUGGCUGGGUACAGGUUCGAACCACCAGAAGCUCAGUACCUGGGUCCCAAGAAGAAUCCAGACAACGCCUGUUUUUGCUUGGAACCCAAGGAGGAUUUCUCAAACUGCUUUGAAGACGGGGUUUACUCCGGGGCGGGGUGUCAUCGAGACGGACCAAUCACCAUUUCUAAUCCACACUUUAUGUAUGCGCCAUUCUACCUGAACAAAACCAAAGGGUUGAUGCCAGAUAAAGAGAAACACGGGCUGUUUGUAGACCUGGAACCGAGUUCCGGACUAAUUCUGCGGGCAGCGAGACGAAUGCAAAUAAAUGUGGAUUUGAAACCGAAUCGGGCCGUGGAUGGGAUGCAUAAUGUGCCAUCCAUGCAAUUUCCUAUUCUUUGGGUGGAGGAGACAUUUGUGCUGGAUAAGGAGGUUCACUCGAGCCUCCUGUACUACUUGGUGCUGGCGGAGACAACGCUUCAAUUUGGGAAGUGGGUGUGCCUGGCAGCCAGCUUGGCUCUCCUCGUCGUGGCCAUCACCAUCUACGUCGCCAGGGCUCGGAAUAAAUCCUAUAUUUACAAUUAGUACGAGUUUCUAGUUUAAAAUCUGUUAAUUUAUAAUACGUCCAUAAAUAAAUCUAUUCUUCUAUGCAUCACUUUAAA
Molecule: messenger RNA, 2076 nt
Organism: Folsomia candida
Lineage: Eukaryota; Metazoa; Arthropoda; Collembola; Entomobryomorpha; Isotomidae
Product: lysosome membrane protein 2
Exons: 8
Coding region: 560-1999 (479 amino acids)
Cellular component (GO): membrane; cytoplasm
Molecular function (GO): scavenger receptor activity
Source: RefSeq, a predicted model, not a curated record